Apis dorsata (giant honeybee) is the source of this 547-nucleotide messenger RNA. RefSeq lists its product as uncharacterized. The coding region runs from base 4 to 486 and encodes 160 amino acids. The record is from RefSeq and is a predicted model, not a curated record. Gene Ontology annotation, molecular function: protein binding. NCBI's taxonomy places the organism in Eukaryota, Metazoa, Arthropoda, Insecta, Hymenoptera, Apidae. The transcript has a single exon.
AGAAUGGUAUCAAUGGUAGCGACAUAUAUUCCGUCUGAAGUAGUGCACGUUUCACAGUUUUUAUUCGUUGGGCUUACGAGCAUGAAGCUCUUCAGAUCGUUUCUACGAACGAUUCGGCCUUCCCACCGUACGAAGUUAAAAAUUGACUUUAUUUCCGAACUUCCACUGGAGAUAUCGCAGUUAAUAUUGCGAAAACUCGACCCUGAAUCGCUUCUGCGCGCUGCACAGGUGUCGCAUCGCUGGUUGAAAGUUUGUCGUUCUGAUCCUUGUUUAAAGAUCACUGCGAGAAAACACAGAAAUGUAAGAUCGGCGAGUAUAAAAGGAAACAGAAACGAUUUCGUUGAACUGCAGGCAACGUCGAUUACGUUAUCGCAAAUGCACGAUAUGAGACACAAUAUGAGAAACUUGGUCAGCUUUUAUAACUUUUUCGAAUAUUGCAAUAACGCGACUAUGAAUAUGAGCGUGUACAAAAUGAACGGAUUGUGAUGAUUUUAUGUAUAAUUUAUAUCACAAUUGAAGUAAAAUGGAAGAAAGUUUAUACGUUUGU